Messenger RNA from Linum trigynum, 4403 nucleotides. NCBI's taxonomy places the organism in Eukaryota, Viridiplantae, Streptophyta, Magnoliopsida, Malpighiales, Linaceae. The record is from the annotation of a GenBank genome assembly.
GUGAAUAACUAUGACAGCACGACACGAAAGGAUGGUAGCCCGGGGUGCGAUUGUUUAAGAAUAGGCUAGGACGCAAUUUAGUUAACAUGCCAUGGUUUGUCUAAUGAGAGAUUUAGGCAUAUGGUGAUCUCCAGUAAGAAAGAAAGGAUGAAAGAAACGUGACCAAACCAAGUAGAAUCUCAAAGGCUCUCAAGAACAAGUAUCUCAUCGACAUGAUGAAUAUUAGUUUUUCAAGUAGUUAACCAACUACUCGGACGUUAGCAAACAGAUAAUCAUCAUCAACCUAGAGAAGGAAGGAGAAACGUUGCAAAGGUCUGUGGAGGUAGAAUCAAAUGUGCGAGGAGUUCAACUCCAAACACCAGCAAAGAGGUGCCAAUUGAAAGGGAAUACCUCAAGGAUUUUGAAGGAGUUGAGAGAGUAGUACGAGGAUUUUACUACUAGGAAACAAGUGGAUGAUCUAAUAAGCUAAGACAAACAAAGGGGAGAAAUAUGAAUCUCCAAAGGAAGAGGAACAAUCACCAGAUGCCAGUAGUUAUGAUAAUAGGAUGAUGUUAGGGUCUUUGGUCCUAAGCAGUGGAAAGUGGGCAACGGGUGAAGAAACAAAGACGUACCUUGAUAACGAUGUAAUUGCACGUAUUUGCACCCCUAGUUCUUAUCCGUUUGAGGGGCAUAGUCGUGUAUUUUUGGCCUAUUUUACGCCGGGUUGUGCUACUUUGUCAUAUUUCAGGUCCCAGGCGUCAAAGGAAAGGCUAAGCACGAGUUUCGGGGCAUUCGGAAGUCAUUCGGUCGAGCUGGAGCCAAAACACGGGCACGCCUAAAUCAGAACACGGCCGUGUUCCUAGACCGUGCUUUUACUGCCGAGGCUUGACCUGAGUUUGGAAAACACGAGCUCAAAACACGGGCAGGGCUGAGACAGAACACGGCCGUGUCCCACAAAAGCACGGCCGUGUUUCUCCCAACUGGUUGGCCGUGUAAUUAACCCUUGGCAAAGCACGGGCGGGCUGGAGCAAAGCACGGCCGUGCCCUCGACCGUGUUUUAACCAGUGAUGCCCUUUUAAGCAGAUUUCAGCCAAAACAGAAGGGGAUUCGAGUUUUAGAGAGAGAGAGCGAUUCCUAGAGAGAGAAAGCGACGAGCAAGAGUUCCCAAGUGCCCUAGCUUGAUCUUCAUCACCAUUGGAGCUUGGCUUGAACUUGGAGAAGUGCCGAUCAACGUCCAGGAGCAGAAACCCAUCCUUCAUAGUAUGAUUUCCGCGUCUGAUUUUGCUUUUGCUUCUUUCUCCAUGGAGUAGUUCUCCCAUUCAUCUGGGUAUGGAGAACCCUAGUUUUGUAUGUUAGGUUUAAUUGUAUGAACCCAAGUACUGAUUCUAUGAUUUGAUUAUAUUCAAUUGAGGUUUGAAUGGCUUGAAUCCUGAUCAAAUUCCUGUUGCUUCUGCUUUAACCUAGAAUGAGAAUUCUGCCUAGGUUGAUAGAUCAUCCUUGAUUGAAGGUAGGGAGUUGGUGACUUUAGUCGAGGAGCCAACUCACUAUUCUGUACCGAAUUCACUUCGGUAGUGGAGGUUUUGUUCGUAGGGCCUCAAUCUGUUUACUCCGGUGGAGGUUAGUCGACCGCUAGAGACUCAGAUUGAGAGGGUCUGAAGAACUUUAGUCGAGACUUCAGGCUGUUUAAGAACCUUCCGCAGUAUAACUAUCAUAGAAACUGAACUUGGUAAUUGCAAUCCGGCUUAACUGCAGUCUAGGGGGAACCAUAUCCGGGUGACCUCUCUUAACCUGAAAACAACCGUUUAGUUGCUUUGCUUGUUUGUUCGUUUAGACUUGCAUUAAAGUUUCAUUGAUAGAUAACAAGAAUUCACCGAGUAGUCAUCAAAUCUAGGACCCGGGUUGACAUUUAAACCCAAACCACGCUAUACUACACUGUAGGAAGUGGUUUCACUUGGCCAAUUCCUAGAGUGACAGUAGAAGUGAGUCAAGUUUUUGGCGCCGUUGCCGGGGACGGCUAGGUUGUUGAAGAAAAGUGAUUUCUGUUAAUUUAGCUUUUCUUUUCGCAUUGUUUGCUUUGUCCCACUUGUGCCUUCACGGGUUUGCUUGCUUGAGUGUGUGUAGGUAGUGCAUGACCCAUAGCCAUUCGGUAGGUUUAUUGCCGUUGAAUCCAGAGAUUGACCUCACCUGUCGCCAACUCAGGAGACAACAGCGAGCUAGACUGGCUACUGAAGAGCGCAUAGACGGCCACUUGAGCAGCGAUUCUGCGGAAGAGUACGGGAUGGACGGCGAUUACAAUCCACACCAGGGGAAUCCUCAGCAGGCUCCCCCGGUUAAUAAGGUCCUGGGGAACAACCCCAUACCCCAGGCAGAUGGGGUUCAUCAUCAUCACCCGCCGCCGGGUCCCACCUUAGAGUACUACUACACUCCACAAAUUGCUGACAUCCGCCCGGUCAUCCUCUACCCCCCUAUUGCAGCGAACAACUUCGAGAUCAAGCCAUGCUGGAUUCAGCUCAUUACAUCCACUAUCCAGUUCCAUGGCUUGAAGGAUGAUGAGGCCAGGGUACAUCUUUCCCGUUUUCUGCAGCUGACGAACGGGUUCAAGCUGAACGGUGUCCCCGAUGAUGCAAUCCGCCUUCACCUCUUCCCCCAUUCUCUGGCGGGGAAUGCUAAGAGGUGGUUGGAGACCCAUCCCCCAUUGUCCAUCACCUCUUGGGACGAUCUGGCUGACAAAUUCGUGCACAGGUACUAUCCGGCAUCGAAGUCUACAGAGAUCCAGCGGGAGAUCACUCACUUCCGCCAAGAGCCAGAUGAGUCACUUCGUGAUGCUUGGGAGCGGUACAUGGGAUAUUUCUGGCAGUGUCCCCAUCAUGGUUUCAGUGAUGCAUUCACAGUGGGGAACGUCUACAGUGCUCUCUCUCCGGACAGCCAGCGGGUGAUUGAGUCUCUAUGCCCAGGAGGGGAUAUUCUCACUAAGAAUCCACCCGAACUGAACCAGAUGAUCAAUACCUUGGCUGCCAGAGAUCAUUCCUGGGGGCAGAGCAGCAGAGGCAGACAUUCCCGGGACCGUGGUGUGCAUGCCAUGGAGACCAGAUCCGGGCUCGAGCAGCAGGUAGCUGAGUUAGUGCAGACAUUGAAGCAGCCCAACAGUUUUAUUCAGGGCAGAGGUUUGGCUACACCUCUGAUAGACCGUUAGUUACACAUGUUUUCACCCCUGUUCUUACACCGUUUGAGAUGUGGUUUCUCGUGUUUUAGACCGAUUUCACGCUAGGUUGUGCUUGUUUGUGAUAUUUCAGGUCCUGGCAAGUGAAUGAAGGUUUAGGAGCGAGUUCGGGGUCGAUUGGGCGAAGAUCGGGCGCGAGGCAAGUCACAAAGGAAGUCGCACGGGCACACCCACAACACACACGGCCGUGCAAGUGACCAGUUUGGCCGUGUGGGAUUGUGCGAGAGCAAACACGGGCAGAGCAGAAAAUCCACACGGCCGUGCAAGGUGAGCUGCACGGCCGUGCGACCCUGGCCGUGUAAGAAGCCUGGAAUUCAACUAAUCGAUACGCUGCGUUUUGACUCGCACGGGCAACUGGGUGAGCUGCACGGCCGUGCGGCCUGCCCGUGUGAGUCUGGAAUUGCUGGUUAAAACCCGAUUUUCAGCCAAAGGAAAGGGGAGAGCUGGGUUUUGGAUCCCAAACACCCAAGGGACGAACCAAAGAGAGAAAGGGCGAUCUGAGGGCAUUCUAAGAGUGGAAUUGGAGGAUUUCUUCGCCUUGGAAGCUCGAGGAACAAGCCCGGACUUGAAGACUGAUCAUCUGAAGAUUCUUACUGCAGUCUCUUUCUUCUCUAUGGAGUAACUUCCCUUCACUUAGGUUUUGAGGAACCCUAGCUAUGUUUGUUUGAUUGGAUGAUUGUAUGAGUACUCUGACUUGAUAAUCUUGAGUUCAUAUUCAAUCUAUGCAUGUUUUCAUGAUUCAAUUUUGCUUUAGUCGAGAUUAUUGAUUCUGCUUCGAUCCUAUGAGAGGGAAUACCUAAUUAGGUCAAUAGAGCACCAUAGAUUGAUAGUAGUGGAUUGAUUGCUUUAGUCGAGGGUUGAUUCACUGCUUUGUAUCGAUUGAGAACCUCUUUCGAUAGAGGGAGUCUAGUUCAGAACGCCUUGAUCAGUUGUUCUAGAGAAGGAUACGUCCCUCUAGGCAAUUGACUCAAGAGGGCCUUGUUCCUUUAGUCGAGACUCAAGGUCUAGUCAAGGAUUCUCCGCAUUGUGAAUGAAAGUGAAACAAGUUAGAAAUCAUCAAUCGUUAGUAUGGCUAGUGGCUAGGGGGAAUCAUACCUAAGUGAGUUCCCAACCUGUAAUUAGAUUAACUUUAACUGUAGUUUGCUAGAGUAGUUUUAGUUCUUUCAUCUUAAUCUGGUUUGCUAAAUAAUAAACUGAAGCUGAG